UGACACAUGGACUCGACCGCAGAUAAUCAGAACCCGGAUGUGUCUGCGGGGAACUAACCGGAAUCCAUAACCGACGAUACGUCCGGAAAUUUGGUGGGCUUCCACUUCCGGCUGGUUCUUGCGGUCAAAAGAAAACGCACAUUUCCUACCUUGUGUGUGUAUCUUGAGAGAGAGAGUGAAAGAGAGAGAAAAGAAUAGAGAGGCGGCGAAGAGGCGGUGUCGCCGUGUGUUCUCCUGUCACCCCAAAACCCUAAUUGCGUUUGCCGCCCAAGGACUCGCCAGUUUUCGCUAGUUUCUUGAAAUUUUUUUGUUAAUUUGUCCGUUUUGGCUGUAUCAGGUUGUUAAUUGGAAGGCUGCAUGAGAACUGUAACUGGAAAUUUAAUUGAGCAUUUGCUAAUUCUGCUGAGGUCUGCUGUGGUAGAGUAAUUUCCUUCAGGGGUUUAAGAGGAUGGACCUGGUGUCUAAUUGCAAGGACAAGUUAGCAUAUUUUAGGAUAAAGGAGCUCAAGGAUGUCCUUACCCAACUAGGGCUUUCAAAGCAGGGAAAGAAGCAGGACCUUGUUGAUCGGAUACUAGCCAUUCUCUCCGAUGAACGAGUUUCAGGAUUGUGGGCCAAGAAAAAUGCUGUUGGUAAGGAGGAUGUGGCAAAGCUAGUUGAUGACACUUACAGGAAAAUGCAGGUCUCCGGUGCAUCUGACUUGGCUUCGAAAUCACAAACUGUCUCAGAUAAUUCAAACAUAAGACCCAAAGAGGAAACUGAAGACCGCCAUCAAAUGGAAAAGAUACGCUGCCUCUGUGGAAGCACACUGCCAACUGAUUCAAUGAUCAAGUGCGAAGAUCCUAGGUGCAAUGUCUGGCAGCAUAUGGCAUGUGUGCUGAUUCCCGAGAAACCCACAGAGGGCAUCCUGCCAAAUCCUCCAGAUAUCUUUUACUGUGAAGUUUGUAGACUGAGUCGGGCCGACCCCUUCUGGGUGACGGUUGCACAUCCUUUAUAUCCUGUGAAAUUGAACAUCACAAAUGUUCCUGCAGAUGGCUCAAAUCCUAGUCAGAGCAUUGAGAAAACGUUUUCACUUGCAAGAGCAGACAGGGAUUUGUUGUCAAAACAAGAAUAUGAUGUUCAGGCGUGGUGCAUGCUUCUUAACGACAAGGUAACAUUUAGGAUGCAGUGGCCGCAGUAUGCAGAUCUACAGGUCAAUGGUGUACCAGUGAGGGCAAUAAACAGACCUGGGUCUCAGUUGCUGGGAGCAAAUGGUCGAGAUGAUGGACCUGUUAUUACACCGUGCACUAGAGACGGACUUAAUAAGAUCUUUGUAGGAGGAUGUGAUGCUCGCAUAUUCUGUAUGGGAGUUAGAAUUGCCAAGAGACGCUCACUGCAGCAGGUUCUCAACAUGAUCCCGAAAGAGGACGAAGGCGAGCGUUUCGAGGACGCACUGGCUCCUGUUCGUAGAUGUGUUGGGGGUGGGGCUGCCACAGAAAAUGCUGAUAGUGAUAGUGAUAUUGAAGUUGUUGCUGAUUUCAUUCCUGUCAAUCUUCGCUGUCCUAUGAGUGGUCUAAGAAUGAAAGUGGCUGGAAGGUUUAAGCACUGUGCACACAUGGGCUGUUUUGAUCUUGAAGUGUUUGUGGAAAUGAACCAACGCUCCAGGAAGUGGCAAUGUCCUAUCUGUCUGAAGAACUACUCUUUGGAGAAAAUCAUUAUUGAUCCGUAUUUCAACCGAAUCACAUCAAAGAUGAGAAAUUGUGGAGAAGAUGUGGCAGAGAUUGAGGUGAAGCCUGAUGGCUCCUGGCGUGCCAAGGCAGAAGGUGAUCGUAAGGGUGUUGGGGAGCUUGGGUUGUGGCAUUUGCCUGAUGGUAGCAUCUGUGCAUCUGCGGAUGAGGACUCAAAACCAAAACUGGAACUUAAACCAAUAAAACAGGAAGCUGGCUCUGAUAGUAAUGCUGGUCUUAAACUAGGAAUUAAGAAAAACCGAAAUGGUUGCUGGGAAUUCCAUAAACCAGAUAAUAUGCAGGGGAUCACAACUGCAAAUAGAUUUGAUGAAAACUUUGAGAAAAAUGGUCAGAAUAUAAUUCCUAUGAGCAGUAGUGCCACAGGCAGUGGCAAAGAUUGUGAGGAUGGUAGUGUUAAUCAAGUUGGUGGCGGAAACCUUGAUUUUUCGACUGUCAAUGGUAUUGAGUACGAGUCGAUUCCCUUGAACAUUGAUCCAACACAUGGAUUUAGCGAUCGAACGACGUCUGCACCAGCAGGGGAGGCUGAAGUAAUUGUCCUCAGUGAUUCAGAAGAAGAAAUCGAACCUCUAAUGUCUUCUGAAGCUGGUUACAAGAACACUGGUCCAGAUACUGGUGGAGUCCCAUUUCCAGCUGCUCAGCAUGGGAUUCCUGAUUCUUAUUAUGAACAUCCUGCUCUUGGUAAUGUUGGAAGUUCAUGUCUUGGUCUUUACAACACAAAUGAUGACGACUUUGGGGUUAAUAUGUGGACAUUGCCUUCUGGUAGUCAUGGAGGACCAGGUUUUCAGCUAUUUGGUUCUGAUGUGGACGUUUCUGAGGCAUUAGUUGAAAUGCAGCAUGGUUCGCUCAAUUGCUCAUCAUCUAUUAAUGGCUAUGCGUUGACUGCAGAGACUGCCAUGGGAUCUGCUGCACUUGUCUCUGAGUCUAGUGCUCAACGGUCUAAUACAAAUGAUGGCUUAGUAGAUAAUCCUUUGGCAUUUAGUGGCAAUGAUCCUUCUCUUCAAAUAUUUCUCCCCACUAGGCCAUCUGAUGCAUCAGCUGCGCCAUCUGAUUUGAGAGACCAUCCAGAUGUUUCAAACGGUAUUCGUGCUAAGGACUGGAUUUCUCUCAGGCUCGGGGAUGGUGUUGGAGCGGGUCAAGGUGAAUCUGCAGCUGCAAGUGGUAUUAAUUCAGCACAACAAUUACAAUCGAAGGAUGAUACCUUGAACUCAUUAGCAGACAAUGCAUCUUUGUUGCUUGGGAUGAACGACAAUAGGUCUGGUAAGACAAGUAGGGAGAGAUCAGAUAGUCCUUUUACAUUUCCUCGCCAACGGCGCUCUGUAAGACCAAGAUUAUAUCUAUCUAUUGAUUCGGACUCUGAGUGAAGUUGUUGGGUACCACAUCCAGGGGAAAUGAGUUCAAAUUCCUCAGGACCGCUACCAGAUGCAUCACAUGUAAAGAACCUUUCCAGAAGCACAAGCAUUGAUGUACUCUUGCUGCCCAGUCGACCUGUGAAUACCAAUUGAAGAAGCUAAAUAUAAUGCCUGCAUUUGGAAAACAGUGAUUUUCUGGUGACUUAAUAUCAUUUUGCUGCCACCAGACGAACUGCUUUUGAUUGGUGAGCUAUGCACCCUGUGUUUUUUUCCAGAAUUAAAUCUCCUAAUGCCUGGUAUUUUUCCUGAUCCAGGGUCUGUCCAUCAAAACAGGUUGGGAAGUCAUAUUUUCCCCCUUGCUUGUUGGUGAAUUGCAUGUGCUGGAAAAUUGUACAUCUGAUAGUUAUAUUAUUGGGGAAAUUGGAAGUCAGGUUUAUUAGUUUUGGUUGUAGUUGCGGAGGGGGGAAGGCUUAGCUUAGGGACAUUGUGCUCUUGAUCUUAAACGAGAGCAGCCUGUAUAUCUCAUCACAAAAAAUCAAUAAUUUUAUAGGAAUAUAAGUUUAUAUAAACAAUUUUGCUUUCUAUAGUUAUCCCAGAAUUUGCAUGUAUGAUUUCUUAAGUGGGCGGGCUGGCGGGCUGCAGUUUGUCCCCAUUUACCCAUU
Molecule: messenger RNA, 3735 nt
Organism: Sesamum indicum (sesame)
Lineage: Eukaryota; Viridiplantae; Streptophyta; Magnoliopsida; Lamiales; Pedaliaceae
Source: RefSeq, a predicted model, not a curated record